CACAACUGAUUUGGCCAAUGGCGGCCAACGAGUGAAUCACAUUCCGCGCAUCUUCCAAAGCGCCAUGGGUCGGGCAUCUCAACAGGACUGCGGUCGUGUAUACCGUCGUGGAUUGGCGAUGCAUGGGGUUGAUAGAGCUGGUGGAGUUGUUCCAAGGUCAGUCUGUUCAGAAACUCCCAGCCAGGCAGAUGUGGCUGAAGUUUGACAAGGACACAAGUGGGGUUAUGGAUCGCAAAGAGGUUGAUCAGCUCCUGCGGGACAUUUGGAAGACCUACAAGGUCCAGAAGCCACUCUCAGCAGAUGUGGUCCAGAACAUCUUGGCUGAGUUGGAUGUCAACAAGGAUGGCAAGAUUGUUCAGAAGGAGUUUGAGGACCUUUACGAUGACUUGUGGGACGAAAUGGCCCAAGCUUAUGCCAGCCCAAAGGAAGGCUCGCAGGCGUCGGCCAUAAGCCCCACUUCAGAAAACAAAGCCAGCAAGGAUGUCUCACCAAAGGCGAAGCCAAAAGAGAAGGUGAAGGCUACAGCUGAAGAGCCAACCCACAUCCGCUGUCCACAUUGUGCCUUCGAGAUAGACCCCCGGCAGUUGCACAGGCUGAAAGUGCCACCAGAGGCACUAUCGGUUUCACCUGGGCCAUGGCAGGGUGUGUCUUCAGGCUAUGCAAAUGCCAUGCCAGCUAUAGCAGCCGCUCCAGUACCAGCUGGUACUUCUUUCCACGGCCAGGUGCCUGCCUCGUUCUUUCAGACUUCCCAUGGUUGGUGGGCGCAACCGCCUGGAUCAUGAAA
Durusdinium trenchii is the source of this 784-nucleotide messenger RNA. NCBI's taxonomy places the organism in Eukaryota, Dinophyceae, Suessiales, Symbiodiniaceae. The record is from the annotation of a GenBank genome assembly.